UGUUGUUAGCGAAUGGACAUGCAACAUGGACGAUCCGCGGGACGUUCAAACUUCCAAGAAAAAUGGGGGCUCCAGGUCAUUGUUUUUGGCCGGCUCCGCGGUGGAUAUGGAGAUUAAACGAAAGAAAAUACGACAGAGUACUUUAUUCCUACAAACAGAGGCAAAGAGCAUGCAGCCGUGCCCUAGUCUUCUGAAAGACACUCUCCAGAUAGUAGAGGAUAUGAAUUUGUUGUACAUACGACAGAUUUCUAAGAAGCUACAGACAACUAACAUACAGGAGAAACUUGACUUUGAGAUGCGAAUGCGAGAGGGAGCCUACAAGCUGCUGCUCGCUUGCAGUAAGAGAGAACAGGUACUAAAUGCUUCCAAGAACAUGUUUACCUGCAAUGCCCGGAUAAAGGCAUAUCUCUCUCAGCUGCAGAAGAAAAAAGAGGAAGAGGACAUGAUGGGGGGAAUCGGCAGACCUUCAGAUCUAAUUUCAGGUGACCGUUUGCCCUGUAAUGGAACAAUUGCUUUGUCAGGGCUGCGCAUACCUUUGAUGUGGAGGGACUCAGACCACUUUAACAACAGAGGGAGUUCUCGCAGGGUGGCUGUGUUCUGUCUGAUGCAGAUUGGCUCAGAAGUGUUUGACACUGAAAUGGUGGUGGUGGAUAGAUCAGUCACUGACAUCUGCUUUGAGGGAAUUACCAUCUUUAAAGAAGCAGUUCCUCAGUUUGAGCUGAAGGUGGAGUUGUGGAGCUGCGCCCUAGAGGAGGAGCUCACACUGGUAAACACGCCAAAGAAACUGGCUAAGAAGCUCCGCAACUCCUUUGGAAAAAGCUCUGGGAGGAAGCUCUGCUCUCUGCUGGACACUCCAGACCCUGACACCUUCCUACAGCACAACCCAAUACCGUCUGGAGCCAAAUACAGCCUGUUGGCCUACACAGCGCUGUGUCUGCCCGAGGCUGAAGGCAGCUUUCAGUCUCACUCCCUUAUUGUCCUCCAAGAUGCUGAGUGGUCCUCUUGGCUUCCACUUUAUGGUAACCUCUGCUGCCGGUUAGUGGCUCAGCCUGCCUGUAUGACACAGACCAUGAUGGCCGGUUACCUGAGCCAGAAGCAAAGUGUGGAAGGCAUGAGCCGCUGCUGCAGUCUUUACUGCGUGCUGAGUGCCGGCUUUUUGUCUUGUUUCUUCACUCCAGAAGAAAUUGAUGCUAAAAUACAACCCAUUCUCAAAGUACCCAUUAAUAAGGACACCCGGAUCCGAGUGUUGGAGAAGGAAUCAGCAGGCCACAAAUCUAGGAGUCUGUCCAUCAUUAACCCUUCACCAGAGGGAUCACAGUCCAUCGUCUUCACCACAGACACCAGGGAAGCGCUGGAGGACUGGGUGGAAGCCCUCCACCAGCACCAUUAUGAUCAGAGCCAGUGGAUGCACUGCUGUGACCAGCUAAUGAAGAUCGAAGUCGCGUCUCCACGGAAACCAUCACUUUUUCUCUCUAAGCAAGCAGACUCUGUUUACAACGACCUGAGUAUAAAUUCACCAGGCAAGUUUGAGAGCAUCACUGAUAUUAUCCACAAUAAAAUUGAGGAGACAGAUGGGCACUUCCUUAUUGGCCAUGAAGAGGAGAAAGAGGCACCUAACUGGUCCAGUCUGUUUGAUGGUUCCCAUUCAGUGGUAGUGCAGAAGGGUAUUCUGUCCCAGAGCAAAACCUCCACCCCUUGUUCGAGCCCCAAUCCCAGCAACAGCAGCUGUACUACCAACAGCAGCAAGAAGCGACGCGCUCCACCUCCUCCCCCUGACAGAGAGCCUUAUGUUGCUCCCACCUGCCCAGCCAGACCUCCUCUCCCUGCCUCUCUUCAUCAGCACCCUCCUCCCUCAUACCAGGAGAAAGAGAAUUCUAGCACUAGCACUUCACGUCCAAUCACAAGGUCCAAAACAGGCAGACCAUCUUUGGAUGCCAAGUUUUCUGCCAUCAUCCAGCAGCUCCAGCGGAAUAAUGCUGGAGGAGCCACCGCCUCAAGUCGAAAAAAUGCUCCUCUGGGCGUGCUCAAUGUACACCCACAAGGUCAGCACCAGCCCCCCCUCCAACAGCUGGACUACCAAAACCACCACACCCAAACCCCUGAGGCCACAGCUGAUCAUGGCUUUGUGAGAGCCACUGAUGGUCCUGGUCCUGUUCCCGCACCACGGAGCAAACUGAGGAAGUCUUUCAGAGAGAGGAUGAACCUUAAAGCGUUGUAACCCCAACCUUAGAUCAGAUCUAGAGUGAGCUAACCCACAGAUGAAAUUAAAAGCUGAAUGCUGGCUUAUACACCACUACCACCAUCAUCAAUCGCACUAAAAUGGAAAGGCUUAUUUCUUUGCUCUGCCACUGGAACAUGGAUUGAAGAAAGAGCUUUUGAAAAGGCGCCCAAAUUGGAAUUGAUCCAUUGGCCGACUGAGGACGAGUCAUUCCUUUUGGAACUAUUGACUUAUUCUACUUACUGUGAUGACUUUAUGACCACUAUAGCUGAAUUUAAGGAACAUAAUUUUAAGAGCAAUUGCAGGCACUAAUGGUCUUAAUAAUAGUGUGACCUUGGUUUUCAGUGGCUACACAGUAUGUCCAACAUAAUUUAACACUACAGCCAAUAUAUGCUAUGAAGAUUAUUGAAUGAAUGAGUCUUUUGAGUAGCUGAAAUAAUGAAUGCCCUUGUGUGUGUGUUUUGAACAUAUCCAGUACUGCCAGCCACUAAAUAUCUCAGCCACUUAGUGAUAUUGUGUUGAAGAAUGGUCGUCAUAAUUACACACAGUGUGCAAAACAUUAGACUUUGCUCCCUUCACAAUCUAGAUGAAGCAUUAUAGUGAAAGCUGCAGUCCCUGUUUUCUUAAAUCUCACCCUCCAUACUGUUUAAUUUAGAGGGGAAGAUGUAGAUUUAGGAGGAGGUGGAUUACAGACGGGUUUAGUUUAAGCCUUGAAAGGGAAAAAGGGAGAGAAGAGUACAGAAAGCGCUGCAGCUUGAUUUUUAGCAGUGUGUCAAAUGCUUUUUGUUUGAUGUGUAUUACUGAUGCAUUAGUCACUUUGAUCUUGUACUGUAUACACUUGGAAACAUAAGAGAGGGUUUGAGGCUAGAACAGCACACCAUCACUUUUCGCUGAUGAGAACAGUGGUUACGUCUCAGACCCCAUGAUUAUCAAAAUAAUUACAUUGCACAUCCUACAUCCCCCCCCCCCCC
Messenger RNA from Maylandia zebra (zebra mbuna), 3189 nucleotides. RefSeq names its product rhotekin 2 (gene rtkn2). Gene Ontology annotation, biological process: positive regulation of cell population proliferation; hemopoiesis; signal transduction. The record is from RefSeq and is a predicted model, not a curated record. Lineage: Eukaryota; Metazoa; Chordata; Actinopteri; Cichliformes; Cichlidae.